AUGACACAAGGAUCAGCAAAGUGUAUUGGUCGUGUAUUAGAAGAAAUUCAAGGAAAUCCUCCAGAACACAUUACCAACAUUAAACUUGUUGAUCAAUCGAACUUUCGUGUUUGGGAAGCAAUCGUUGAAGGUCCAACAGAUACUCCGUAUGAAGGUGGUAGAUUCAAAAUUUUGAUAGAAUUUCCUGCCGAAUUUCCCUUUAAACCACCCAUUGUUUCUUUUAAUCCGCCAGUGUAUCAUCCGAAUGUUCAUCAGCAGAGUGUUGAUAGUCAUAAGGAAGGUAGUGUUAGUUUAACAACGCAAGAAGCACAACAAUGGUCACCCGGAGCAGCUGUAGGCUCAUUUCUACCAGCGGUAUAUUCCCUCUUGAUGGCGCCAAAUCCAGAUGACAAUCCAGCAUUUCCAGAAGCCGCUGCUCUUUUUUUAAACAAUAGAGAAGAAUUUGACAGAAGAGCCAGACAGUGGACAAGAGAGCAUGCUCAAUAA
Molecule: messenger RNA, 486 nt
Organism: Didymodactylos carnosus
Lineage: Eukaryota; Metazoa; Rotifera; Eurotatoria; Philodinida; Philodinidae
Source: the annotation of a GenBank genome assembly